Molecule: messenger RNA, 6165 nt
Organism: Schistosoma curassoni
Lineage: Eukaryota; Metazoa; Platyhelminthes; Trematoda; Strigeidida; Schistosomatidae
Source: the annotation of a GenBank genome assembly
AUGUCGUCAGAAGAUGAUUGGUCGAAGUUGCCCACUCUGUCCAAAGUACAGCACAAGCUCUGGAACGCACGUGUGGCAGGAUACGAAGAAGCGUUCAAAAUAUUUUCAACAGAGACAAAUGGAAAAAGUCCUGUUUUUAACGAAUAUGUUGGAUUGAUGAAAAAGUUCGUGACUGAUUCUCAUGCUGGAGCUCAGGAAAAAGCUCUAGAUGCUGUCUUAGCAUACAUAGAAACAGCUGCAGCAGCUACAAAAUGCGCUGGAGAUAUUUGUUCUGGUAUCAUAUCAAAAUGUCUGGGUUCUACUCGAAUGAAAACAAAAGACAAGUCAAUUGAGUGCUUAUUGAUGCUGAUAGAAAUUGAGCGUCAUGAAUUAGUAAUAGAAGAGCUCAUUAAAGGUUUAUCAACUAAAAAUCCAAAGGUUGUUGUCGGAAGCUUACAGACUCUUCGUGAAGCUCUAAAUCUUUUUGGUCCAACUGUUGUUCCGAUCAAACCUCUUUUUAAAGAGUUUGGACGACUACUUGAUGAUCGAGACCAAGGGAUCCGAAAUGAAACGAAAAAUCUCAUCGUUGAGGUUUACAGAUGGAUAGGAGUAACCACAAAAGACCUAUUAAAGGAUAUCAAACCAGUUGUGAUGACUGAGUUAUGUGAAUUAUUUAACUCUAUUCCACCCGGAAAACCUGUUCGAUUAAGAUAUUUACGCAGUCAAAAACCUAAAGAAAUUACUCCAGAUACUGGGGCUGAAAGUAAUCCCAUUGAUGACGCUAUUCCAGGUGGAACUUUAACCGACCAGGUUGAUUUGGAUGAUAUGAUUACUCCUGUUGAAGUUCUUAGCAAAAUCCCCAGCGAUUACUGGCAACAAAUAGGGGAAAAGAAGUGGCAAGAUCGGCGUGACGCUUUAGAGGCACUUGAAAAAAUUACGAACGUUCCUCGGAUUGUUCCAGGUGAUUUCACAGACCUCGUAAGAAGCUUGAUUCAGGUUAUAAAUAAAGAUACUAACAUAAUUCUGGUGACUCUUGCUGCUAAAAUUUUGGGACAAAUAGCAAGAGGGUUAAAGUCUAAGUUCAGUCCUUACUCCCAACAAACCUUACAAGCGUGUUUAGGGAAGUUUAAAGAAAAGAAACCUAAUGUUGUUCAAGCUCUAAGAGAAUCUGCUGAUGGUGCUGUAUCUUCGGCUUCGCUAGAUCAUUUUGUGGAUGAUAUUGUAGCUGCAUUAAGUCACAAAACACCAAAUGUACGUGCAGAAGCAGCCUUAAUUCUAAGUAGAGCGUUCAAAAAAUGUUCUGCCACAUCACUAAACAAAAAGGUUUUAAAAUCAUUUACUGUACCGUUAUGUGUAACAUGCAACGAUACUGUUCCUGAAGUGCGUGAAUGUAGUUUUGCUGCGCUUGGUGCUGCAAUGUUCGUCGUGUCGGCAAAAACUAUCCAGCCCUUUCUCAGCGAACUCGAUUCCAUCCGGCUGGCGAAAAUCAAUGAAUGUUGCGAACGAAUAGCGUCUGAACUUAGUAAUUCAAAUAACUCUGGUAACCAACUAACUGCUCCUUCGACAAAUAUGUCUACAUCUGCUAAACCCAAUACUGUACCACGUCGUGCAGCACCACCAGUCACUCGUCCGAAUACAGCGUCCAGUGGCACUGGAGAGGCUAAUUCCGAAUGUGCUACUAAAACACCAACUUCUGGGCCAUCUAGUAAAAAAUCGACAGCACGUACGAAAUCUGUUAUUGAGAAAUCGAAAUUCACCAUUCCAACAGAAAACUUGUUAACAGAGGAUGAAAUAUCUCAGAAAGCUUCUGAGCUUCUUGGGGAAGCACUUAUCAAGCAAUUAUCUGAUACGAAUUGGAAAGAACGCUUGCAAGCGGUUGAACAAAUGAAAUCUAACAUACAUUCCUUUACCAGUUCUGACGUACCUACUCAAAUUUUGUGUCGUGCUGUUCUACUUAAGCCUGGAAUCAAGGAUACUAAUUUUCAGGUGCUGCGCGCUCGAAUUGAAUACAUCGAAGCAGUUUUGUCUUUAAGCGUCUCUAUCAGUUCAAAUUUGGCUGAGUUACUUUUAUCAGAUUUGAUUGAGAAGGUUGGUGAUACGAAAGUCGGUGACGUCACAAAAAUUGCGAUGACAAAAUUGGCUGAGAAAACAAGUCUCGAAUUAGUUGGUGGUUUUAUAAUGCGCACACUAUUUCAGAUUAAAAAUCCUCGCAGUCAGACCGAAGGUUUGGCUUGGUUGAAUCAAAGCAUUCAGGAAUUCGGAUUUUGUAUUCCACCACAAGAAGUUGGACCACUUCUAAAAACAGGCCUCAAUGCAACUACCCCUUCUGUUCGUCAAAAUUCACUAAAUCUUGCUGGGACAAUUCAUUUAUAUCUCCAUGAUCGUUUGCCAGCUCUCCUAGCGGAUGAGAAACCGGCUUUAAUUACGUUACUGAACGCGGAAUUUGCGAAAAACAAAGACAAAAAAGCUCCUGCUCCAACUCGUUUUUCUGCUGCCCAAACUCUUCUCAAAGAAUCAGUGUCUGCUGUACCCAGCGGAACUGAAGCAUUGUCUAGAGAUAUAGAAACUACCGGUCAAAUAGAGGAGAUGGACUCUGAUGUAUUACUUCCAAAAGUAGAUAUCAGUGACCGACUCACACCUGAACUCCUGGGACUUCUGAAAAGCAAGGUUUGGAAAGAACGUUUAGAAGCACUGACUACUAUUGAAAAAUUUAUAUCUCCUUCCCAUUUGAUUGAUGCUUCAAACGGAAAGCUUCAAGAACCUUUGACUAUGAUAGCUAAAGCAGCUAAUGAUGUGAAUAAAAACUUGGCCAAACAAGCUUUGAUAAUCCUGUCUUCCUUCGCUUCAUCAAUACCGAAAUCAGACGCUGUGAAUUACAUAAAGUAUGUUGAACCCCCUAUUUUACUCUGUCUUGGUGAUUCAAAAGUUCAAAUACGUGAGGCAGCUGUAACUGCACUUAGCUCUUGGCAAAGUCGAGUUCCCAUUUUAUCAGUAUUUGAAAAUGACAUGUUAGCUGAUGCCUUAAAGAUGGAAAAUCCAUUUUUACGAGCCGAAUUACUACGUUGGCUUCAAGAUGUUCUCUCACCUAUGCCAUUAAACGCCCUGCGGAAAAACGCUUCAGAAAUAACAGAGAAUCUAAUACCUCAGGUAUUUGCUUCUCUUGAAGAUCGUAAUGUUGAAGCUCGUAAACAAGCCCAACUAGUUCUUCCUUCAUUAAUACAAGUUUUUGGCUGGGAACCUGUCUUAAAGUCUACCAAUCGUUUGAAGCCCACCUCAAAGGAUUCAAUUAUGCCUCAUUUGGAGAAAGCUCGUGAAAGUGUAGUUAAUUCACAUCCCUCAUCCAUUGAGAAAAAAACCUCUUCUCCAUCUAAAGCGGUACGUGUAGGUAAUGGAGCACCUCCACAACCUUCCUCAAAUGCCCCAGCUACUACUCCAGAAAAUAGCGAGGAAUCUGAAAAUGCUACGCAAUCUUCAGUCAAUACCUCAAAGUCUGUUUCCGAUACGAAGAAAAAGGCUGAUAAUAAAAAGUCUAUCAACACGUCUAAAAAGUCAGGUCCGGAACUGGCAACGACAUCCAUAAUUCUUCCGCCAAAUAAGUCAGCUAAGAGUUCUAGGUUAAAUGAUGAGAAAAAACGCAAGCUUUUAAAAUGGGAUUUCGAUGCUCCAACAAAAGACCACAUACAACAAUUAAGUACAUUAUUCACUGCAGCUGGAACCGCUCCUGAAUUUCAUGCACUUUUAUUUCAUACCGACUUUAAACAACACAUUAAGGCGAUUGAACAGCUUUCUCAAUUACUAGAUACCACUGAAGGCUGUGAGGCUACUGUAAUAAAUGUAGAUAUUAUCUUGAGAUGGAUUGUUCUACGAUUCUUUGAAACUAAUCCAGUUGUUUUAGGCAGAUGUAUGGAUUAUCUAACAAAAUUAUUCGUUUUUAUGUCAGAGUCUGGAGCAAAUCUUUCUGAACAUGAAGGUGGUUCAUUUCUUCCUUAUUUGGUAAUGAAAGUGGGUGAACCUAAAGAUAUAAUUCGACAGAAUAUUCGAGGAAUAUUGAAACUUGUGGUUAAUCUCUAUCCACCCAGUCGUCUAUUCACAUUUCUCACUAAUGGGACUAAGGCCAAAACAAGUAAAACAAGACAAGAGUGCUUGGAUGAGAUGGGUUCUCUGAUUGAUCGUUUUGGAUUAAAUGUUUGCCAGCCUUCUAUUCCCGUUGCAAUCAAAUUGAUCGCUCAACAAAUUGGUGAUCGUGAUAGCGGAGUUCGAUCAGCAGCUUUGAAUGCUUUACUUUCUGCGUAUGCUGUUAUUGGUGAACAGAUAUGGAAGGUUAUCGGUGAUAUACCAGAAAAAGAACGUUCAAUGCUGGAAGAACGUAUCAAACGAGCUGGGCAAAUACCGAUCAAUACUGUAGAUAAUUUUGAACCAAAGACACCGUCUGUAAGACCGAGCACUGCAAGACGCGAUCCAUCAGAUUCACGUAAUCCUCUAGAGCCUGUUCCUAACGAAUUUCGCCGUCAGCAACCGGUUUCUGCAGCUCAUGCUAGAGCGCGUGCUAUGUUGAAUGAAUUAGGUGAUUUAUCACCUGAGAAAGCUCCAUGUAUGCCUCCACUUAUUCAGUUAGAUGCUGAUAUAAAUGAUCUUUUCCAACCAGUUGAAAUUCCAGCAUUGAAAGCACACGUGCGCCAACCUGUUCUCAAUGCACUGUUACGAACAAGUCCUGAUACUGCUUCGGCGAUCACAAUGGUCGUAACGGCUAUAUCUUCCAAUGAUUUACUAAUCAGUUGUCAUGCUUUGGCCGAAAUCGACACUGUUCUUAGAGAUGAAAAGUGGUACCUUUUACUCAAUCAUGUCAAUCAAGUCCUGAUGCUUAUUACAAUGCAGUUACGCCAAGUUACUUCGCGAUAUUUUGGAGAUCCUUCAGUUUCAGAGGAGCAAUUGCAUACAUUAAUUCGGUCUCAUUUGGCCACUAUCGAAUCUCUUUUUAGUCGUCCAACAUUAGGUCGCGAAGCUUCACGGGAAACUUUAAGAGAAUUAUCCCAGUCUCUCCUUCAAAUGAUGUUGGAUGAAAGGACUGCUGAAAUGUCCAGUGGAGAAAAUGUUAUCAGAUCGAUCAAUGCAUUAUUUGUUCUUAUUUUGGAGGCUUCCAAUGGAACACGUAUACUCAGUGCGCUCAUUCGGUUACUACAUGAAUGUAUCAGUAACGGACACUUUACAAAUCGAUUCACACAAGCUAUCCUCAAAAGUAUAUGGCGUAUUACUAAGGGGAUGAAUACUGCAUUUAAUAAUUACUCUGUGGAUGUCAUACUUCUGGACUGUCAUCAUUUUUUAAAGGCUUUCCCACCUUCCUCAUGGAGUGCACGGAAAUCAGAUGUUCCUUUACGAACAAUCAAAACCCUAUUGCAUGUAUUAUGUGGCCUCCAAGGUCCAUCAAUUUUACAGUUUCUAGAAAGUAUACCUAAUAAGGAAGAUUCAGAACUGGAGUCCUACCUCAUUCGCACACUAAAAACUACUUCAGGAGUUACAACUACCUCUGAUUCCAAAAAAAUACUGGCCUCUGAAAGUCAUUCAAAAGGAUUUGUACUUUCUACUGCAACUCGUGAGAAAUUAACCGAAAUAUUCAAGAAGGUUGGAUCUAAGAAACCUGAUGAGGGUUUAAAUGAACUAUACGAUUUCACUCAACUCUAUCCAGAUGUAGAUUUAUCGUCAUACUUAACAAACACAAGCCAAUUUUUCCAAGCCUACAUAAAACAAGCUUUACGAAAUAUAGCUGUUGAACGCGCCCGUCAGGCUAGACUAAGUGCAAAUGAUAAAGAACCAAACACAUUAGCAGCUCAUCAAACUAAUGGCAUUUUAGCGCGUCCUAAUUGGAAUCCAGAUUUUGAUGCAGAUAUUUCUAAUGGCCAACUAACUGAUCCCAAAGUAUUUAUGAAUCGAUUGGCGAUGCUACGAAGAGAACUGGGUCUUGGUGGUGUAUCUACAACGAACAUUGAUGAUAAUAUUGGGCCAUCUGAUGAAGCUGGUUCACAAAAUACAGCCUUUGAAACAACUCUUCGAAAUAUGGUUCAACCAAAAGGUGAUUCUCCUGAUGAAAAUGUUCGACCUGAAACAGAACAAAGGCCUACUAUGUCCACCACUGAACUAAUGGAUUUGAAACGAAGACUAGAUCGAAUCAAAAGUGCCCAAAAGCAUUGA